Parasteatoda tepidariorum (common house spider) is the source of this 430-nucleotide messenger RNA. The record is from RefSeq and is a predicted model, not a curated record. NCBI's taxonomy places the organism in Eukaryota, Metazoa, Arthropoda, Arachnida, Araneae, Theridiidae.
AAGUAAGCUUAAUUAAAAUUUAAUUAAUAAUCUAUUUUUAGCGCCUGGAUUUCUUGCUGAGGACACCAGCAGUAGUUCAUCUGAAACAGAUGGCUACGAAAUGCUGGAGGUUGAGAGUGAGGUAGAGUGUGAGGAGUCAAAUUUGACUUCUGAUGAGGAGGAGGCUAAUGAUAGCGAUGAUAUGGAAGAAUUGAGUGCUGAAAUAGAGCAUUCUGAGUCAUCUACAACUGAUGACGAAGAGGUUGAAAUUUUGGAUAGGGAUGACUUGGUUGAAAUGGGUGCUGAAAUAGAGCAAAAAGAGUCAUCUUCAUCUGAUGGCGAAGAUAUUGCUAUAGAGAAUAGCGAAACAAUGGAGGAAUUGCAGGCAGAUAUUGAGCCUAAAGAGUCACAAGUGAUUCUUGAAAAAGAGAUGGUUGAUAUGGAUGGGUAA